CCUGCGCCAUGGCGGAGGUGAAGGUGAAGCCGGAGGUCCCCGACCCCAUGGAUAUAGAGAACAGCUGGCAAUUCCUUCCCGUCAGAACCUGUUGCGUGAUGAAACUGUACAGGGAGCUCUAAACCCAUGUUGCUGUUAAUGAGAGCAACAUAAAUGGGAGCACAGUGUUCAGUGGUGUCACCACGACUACAGGAUUAUUGAGCUGUGUCAUCAGUUCCCUCAUGGUAUCACAGACCAGGUGAUUCAAAAUGACAUGCCUCACAUGGAAGCGCAGCAGCGAGCCAUGGCGAUCAACAGGCUGCUCUCGAUGGGGCAACUGGACCUUCUCAGGAGCAAUGCAGGUCUCCUGUAUAGAAUCAAAGAGUCUCAGAAUGCCAGUAAAAUGAAAGGCUCUGACAAUCAAGAGAAGCUGGUUUACCAAAUUAUAGAAGAUGCAGGCAACAAAGGUAUUUGGAGCAGGGACAUUAGAUACAAAAGUAAUUUGCCUUUAACAGAGAUCAACAAGAUACUGAAAAACUUGGAAAGCAAGAAACUAAUUAAAGCAGUUAAAUCUGUGGCAGCAUCCAAGAAGAAGGUGUAUAUGCUAUACAACCUGCAGCCCGACCGGUCAGUGACUGGUGGGGCUUGGUACAGUGACCAAGACUUUGAGUCUGAAUUUGUGGAGGUGUUAAAUCAACAAUGUUUUAAAUUUCUACAGAGUAAGGCAGAGGCAGCUCGAGAGAGCAAACAGAAUCCCAUGAUACAGAGGAACAGCUCAUUUGCCUCAUCCCAUGAGGUGUGGAAAUACAUCUGUGAGCUGGGUAUCAGUAAGGUAGAGUUGUCAAUGGAAGACAUUGAAACAAUUUUAAAUACGCUAAUAUACGAUGGAAAAGUGGAGAUGACUAUUAUUGCUGCAAAGGAAGGGACAGUAGGCAGUGUGGAUGGACAGAUGAAGUUGUACAGAGCUGUUAGUCCUCUCAUACAACCCACUGGAUUAGUCAGGACGCCCUGUGGACUCUGCCCUGUUUUUGAUGAUUGCCAUGAAGGUGGUGAGAUUUCUCCGUCAAACUGUAUUUAUAUGACAGAGUGGCUGGAGUUUUAAAGUGAAAGAAAACUGUAAACUGGAUUCAUGCUUCACAGCCAAGGUGACAAAGCAGCUUGCUUUUUUAAAAGUGGACUUCUACAUUUGUGAGCAACUUCAGGACACUGAGUGACUUUGUUUUUAAUGAAACAUAAAGCAGCAGCAUCUCAGUUGUGUGAGUAGUCCUGUGAGUGGACUGGAAAUUGCAUCAGCAUUGAAGAUUAAGGCUGAAGUAGAAAUGUAGAUCCAUUCUUGUACCAAAAAUUGGUUGUGUGACUUGAAAAGUGCCAUAGAACAGCUUGGUGCUGAUGUGGACUGUCGGUACUCCACAGAUGCUUAUUCUGGAUGAAAGAAAACAAGUCAUUAGUGGAUCAGAAAAACCUGCUAAUGAGUGUUGUCAAGAAUGAGAUCCCAAACUUUGCUUUCAAAGCAAUGCUACUGGUGGGUGCUUAAGUCCUAAAGCUGGCACUUUCCUCCCAUGACAGCUACCAUCUAAUGUGGAAAAGAUCCUGAAUAUGUCAGACAACUCACUGACUCUUUAUUGUAUUUCUUACCUGCUAAUUUAUCAUUAAACCACUGAUUUUUCAUGUA
Molecule: messenger RNA, 1651 nt
Organism: Falco peregrinus (peregrine falcon)
Lineage: Eukaryota; Metazoa; Chordata; Aves; Falconiformes; Falconidae
Gene: POLR3F
Product: RNA polymerase III subunit F
Exons: 10
Coding region: 254-1081 (275 amino acids)
Biological process (GO): transcription by RNA polymerase III
Cellular component (GO): RNA polymerase III complex
Source: RefSeq, a predicted model, not a curated record